Messenger RNA from Grammomys surdaster, 2787 nucleotides. It is a transcript of the gene Foxe1, whose product is annotated as forkhead box E1. The coding region runs from base 585 to 1697 and encodes 370 amino acids. The record is from RefSeq and is a predicted model, not a curated record. Gene Ontology annotation, molecular function: DNA-binding transcription factor activity, RNA polymerase II-specific; RNA polymerase II cis-regulatory region sequence-specific DNA binding. Gene Ontology annotation, biological process: regulation of transcription by RNA polymerase II; anatomical structure morphogenesis; cell differentiation. Lineage: Eukaryota; Metazoa; Chordata; Mammalia; Rodentia; Muridae. The transcript has a single exon.
CCUUUAAGGAGGCGAAGCCGGCGGAGGGAGGAGCUGGCCCAGGUGUGUGCAGGAGAGCGCCUCGCCGGCGGGACUCCGGGCUGGAGUCCAGGGCCGCAGAGCCGAGCAGUUCCUCGCCAUCUGGCCCAGCCCGCUCGCCCGCCUCGCCACUGGCCUCGCCUCUCUGCCCUCCGCUUGGGCUGUACCUUCACCGCAGGGGUGCGGCAUGGGCGGACCCCGCAGGGGUGUACGGUGCCCCCACUGACUGCCCUUGCACGAGACCCCAGCCUGCAGCCUCCUCUACGAGCACAGCCUCGACGAUCAUUCUCGGACCCACAACGACUCCCAAACAGCUGCCGCCACCCCGGCCUCCGAGCCACGUCCGGACCCCCUGAUCGCCGGGCACCAGAGCGCCAAGGACCCUCUGGCCCGUACCCCGCAGGAGCCGUCGGUGGACGCGGCGCUCCGGACCCUGACGUCCCCUGCUCUCAGUACUCUCGGCGCCAACCGCAAAGCCCCGGGGUCGGCUCCCGGGGAUCGGGAUCCCGGACCGGCGCGGCCGUCGGCAGCAGCAGACGACGGGGGGUACGGGGGACCGCGGCGCUAUGACGGCCGAGAGCGCGCCGCCUCCCGCGCCGCAGCCCGAGGCACUGGCGGCCGUGAAGGAAGAGCGCGGUGAGGCGGCGGCGGGCGCGGGGGUCCCGGCGGAGGCGGCGGGCCGCGGCGCGGGGGGACGGCGACGCAAGCGCCCCCUGCAGCGGGGGAAGCCGCCCUACAGCUACAUCGCGCUCAUCGCGAUGGCCAUCGCGCACGCGCCCGAGCGCCGCCUGACUCUGGGCGGCAUCUACAAGUUCAUCACCGAGCGCUUCCCGUUCUACCGCGACAACCCCAAGAAGUGGCAGAACAGCAUCCGCCACAACCUCACCCUCAACGACUGCUUCCUCAAGAUCCCGCGCGAGGCGGGCCGCCCGGGCAAGGGCAACUACUGGGCGCUCGACCCCAACGCCGAAGACAUGUUCGAGAGCGGCAGCUUCCUGCGCCGCCGCAAGCGCUUCAAGCGCUCGGACCUGUCCACCUACCCGGCCUACAUGCACGAUGCAGCCGCUGCUGCCGCCGCCGCCGCCGCCGCCAUCUUCCCGGGCGCCGUGCCCGCCGCGAGGCCGGCCUACCCGGGCGCCGUCUAUGCGGGCUACGCGCCGCCGCUCGCCGCGCCCCCGCCGGUCUACUACCCCGCCGCGUCGCCGGGGCCCUGCCGGGUCUUCGGCUUGGUUCCCGAGCGGCCGCUCAGCCCCGAUCUGGGCCCCGCGCCGUCAGCGGCCGGUGGCUCGUGCGCCUUCGCGGCUGCGGCGGGCGCGGCCGCCACCGGGAGCUUCCAGCCGGCGGUGUGCACGGGCGCGCGGCCGGUCAACCCCGCCGCCUAUGCCGCCGCCUAUGCGGGCCCCGACGGCGCGUACCCGCAAGGGGCGAGCAGCGCGCUCUUCGCCGCUGCUGCGGGCCGCCUGGCCGGACCCGCCUCGCCCUCCGCGGGAGGAGGCAGCGGCGGCGUGGAGACCGCGGUGGACUUCUACGGGCGCACGUCGCCGGGCCAGUUCGGAGCGGCGCUGGGGCCCUGCUACAAUCCCAGUGGGCAACUCGGAGCCGGUGGUGGCGGUGCCUACCACUCCCGCCACGCCACCGCCUACCCCGGCGCGGUGGAUCGGUUCGUAUCUGCCAUGUGAGCCGGGGAUAGGCACGAAACCUCACUGACUCCAGGACGUUCUGAAAGAUGUAAAUCCCCCGGGACCGGCGGACAGGACUAAAAAGUGAGACUGAGACUCCCGUGCGAGGCCCCCGAGCGCCGCAGAGGCUCGGUGUCUUGCACUGUUCACAGAUCCGAUUUGCUUUGGACGUGGGCGGACCUAGGGAGGCCACAGCAGCGUUUGGACUGACACAAGGGACCCUGCAUGAUGCGGAGCUAUAAAGAGCAUGCUUUUCCGCCGGUCUACUAGGGAGGGCCCUAGGCUGUAAAGGGUGGAGAGUUGCAGAGUUGUCUACACCAGAAUCUAAGAUCCCGACCGGUGGUGCAGUCGGAUGGCUUCACCAUGUGCUAUUAUGCUGCGCCAAACUCGGGUUACAUGCUCUCCUCUUGUACUUCUGACUACCGUACGCCAAUAAAAGGCUCGGACUCAGAGGUGCCUUUAUAAUUAAAGUGAGAACAAGUUUGCAAAAAGAAUUGCUUUUUAAAAAACAGUUCGAUUCAGCUGGACUGGUUUUCCCUGCCUCGGAGAACCGCAAGCCUGAGUCUCAGUCAUAACCGAAAAUGCCUCGGUGUGAUCCAGCCCCAAUACCUGAAUUUUUAGUCUGUCUGUUCUACAGAACUGUGUGAUUCUACCUUCUCAUUUUAAAACCCCCUCCCAUUAUCUUAGGUGCCAACCUUCCAUAUUUGGCAGCAUUGGUGAACCACCCAGGUCUUCCCAGUAACCACUCAACGUCCGAAGGCCAUCCAGAAAUGGGAACAGAUCAUUGGCAAGUAUUUAACCCAAAGUCCCAGGACUGGCUCCACGUAGAGAUUGUGCCCUAGUUAUUGAAUUUUUUGAGAGAGAUGUGUUGGUCAUUCUGCAGCAGUGACUACCCAGUCAAAAAUCUGAUUUUCUGAUAAGGAGAGUGUAGGUGGGAGACUGUCCUUAACUGGAGCCUUCUGUUGUUUCCUGUGCGCUCCUGCUUCAGCGCCCUCCUCCAACAAAAAGGAAGGAAAAGCAAUAAAUCGGAUGGUUAACAAAGCGAUCUUCAUUUUUUUAUUUUUUUUAAAAUUUUAUUCUGUAUCUUGUU